CUGACGUGUAUAAAAUGUUUUUAUUUAAAAGUCUCUGACGUGUAUAAAAAUGUUUUUAUUUAAAAGUGAGUAGUGUUUAUAAAGAACAAACCACUUGAGGGCGUGCUGUAAAAGGAAAUUAAUCAACACAGAAUCACACAUUUUUUAGAUAUUAUAGAAGAUUUAACACUUUCUGAGCAAACAGACUCAAGAAUGCAACAUCACCAGGCACAGAAUGAUUUUCGGCGCAAGUGGGACAAGGAUGAGUAUGAACAAUUGGCUCAAAAGCGAAUCACAGGGGAAAGAGAGAAAAAAGAUGGCAAACUCGUACCCCCGGUCAAACUAGCGCCUCUCCAGCCCAGAGACUACAAGGUGGAUUUGGAGUCUAAGGUUGGAAGGACCAGCUUCAUCACAAAGACCACACCACAGGCUGAGAUGGGAGGGCACUACUGCAAUGUUUGCGAUUGUGAGGUGAAAGACUCAUUCAACUUUCUCGAUCAUAUCAAUGGCAGGAAGCACCAGAGGAACCUGGGAAUGUCAAUGAGAGUGGAACGCUCCACAUUGGAACAGGUUAAAAAACGUUUCGAGUUUUUUAAGAAGAAACUGGAAGAAAAAAAAAAGAACAAAUUUGAAGAGCAAAUGAAGAAAUUGCAGGAAGAGGAGGAAAAGGCAAAAGCGUACAAAAGGGAGAAGCGAAAUGAAAAGAAGAGAAGAAGAGAAGAGAGGAAACGAAAAGCAGAAGAAGACCUUGAGUUUGAAGCAGAUGAGGAAAUAGCUGCUGUAAUGGGAUUCUCAAAAUUCGAUUCCUCCAAGAAGCCUCAUUGAAUAUGAAUGUGUUGCAGGUACCAAUGCUGAGGCCUCACUGCUCUGUUUAGCUUGAGGACUGGUCUGAUUUUUUUUUUUUCUUUUUCUCAAAUGCACAAUGAGAAUACAAUGAAAAAAUUCAAAGCCAACAACUAAUCCACUUAUUUUGCCAUCCUUGGUUAUUUGACAUUCUAGUACUUGUCUAAGUCUGGUGAUUUAGUAUUCCAAUCAUUUGUCCAGUCUCUACGAUUGAUUUGAAGUUACACAGUAAACUAAAGCAAUAUUAAAUUGAUCUACUAAUGAAUCUCUCACUGACAUGAGGUAAAGUGUGUAGGUACUAAAGGAUAAAACAUACUUGAUUUUUUUUUUCCUCUGCUUUUGGUCCUCUUUUAAAAUUUGAAUGUUUGUUGACACCUUUUUUUCAUUUUACAUUAAAAAGCUUUUAACCUUUGUAUCUGAAUAAAUAUUUAAUUGCCA
Tachysurus fulvidraco (yellow catfish) is the source of this 1260-nucleotide messenger RNA. Its product is annotated as zinc finger matrin-type protein 2-like. The record is from RefSeq and is a predicted model, not a curated record. The transcript has 6 exons. Gene Ontology annotation, cellular component: U4/U6 x U5 tri-snRNP complex; spliceosomal complex. Lineage: Eukaryota; Metazoa; Chordata; Actinopteri; Siluriformes; Bagridae. Gene Ontology annotation, molecular function: zinc ion binding; nucleic acid binding. The coding region runs from base 193 to 804 and encodes 203 amino acids. Gene Ontology annotation, biological process: mRNA splicing, via spliceosome.